Molecule: messenger RNA, 1697 nt
Organism: Zingiber officinale
Lineage: Eukaryota; Viridiplantae; Streptophyta; Magnoliopsida; Zingiberales; Zingiberaceae
Product: dolichyl-diphosphooligosaccharide--protein glycosyltransferase subunit 1B-like
Exons: 8
Coding region: 49-1473 (474 amino acids)
Cellular component (GO): membrane; oligosaccharyltransferase complex
Source: RefSeq, a predicted model, not a curated record
UCAAAUAGUGGAAAGCAAAGACGAGCGAGGCGAGUCGUCGUCGAAGGGAUGGGAAGGAGAACGAGAUCCGCGGCCGCCAUGGCGAUCGUUCCGCUCCUCCUCCUCUCCUUUUUUCAUUUACUCCAAUUUGUCUCUUCUACGCAGGAGAUUCGAGUCCUCAGCGCGGAGAAAAGGAUCGACUUGACUUCGCCAAUCGCAAGGGUUUUCUUGACUUUGAAGGUGGAAAACUAUGGUGCACCUGAAGUUCCUGAAAUUCUUAUUGCUUUCUCACCGACUGAGUCUGAACAUUUGGCAAUUCUUAAAGCAUCCACCGUAGAAGGGAAACGCAAGAAGAAGACUUACGUGCCUCUUUCAGUGAGUCCUGUUUCCUCUCCUGAUGCACCUAAUGGUGCUCAGCUCUACUCUGUUACGUUACGCAGUCCAUUGCAAUCCGGUGAGACGACCACAGUGGAAGCACUUUAUGUGCUAACUCAUUCCCUCGAGCCCUUUCCAACUGAGAUUAGCCAAUCAGAACCACAGCUUGUUUACUACCGUGAUAGUGCAACUAUUCUGUCACCUUACACGAUUGUGGAGCAAACUGUAUAUAUAAAAACUCCUAGCAGUAAGGUUGAAUCGUAUACAAAAGUAGAACCAACUGCUCGUUCUGGUUCUGAGACAAGAUAUGGACCUUACCAUGAUCGUUUGCCAUAUUCAUUCUCUCCAGUAAUUGUACACUUUGAGAAUAACAAUCCAUUUGCUGUUGUUGAAGAACUUGUGCGUGAGAUAGAAAUUUCACACUGGGGAAACCUUCAGAUUAGGGACCACUACAGAUUGAAACAUGCUGGUGCACGACAUAAAGGAGUUUUUUCAAGGCUUGAUUAUCAGUUUAGGCAAUCACUCAGUGCUUCCUUCAAAACUCUGCUUGCAAUGUUGCCACCUAGAGUUCACUCAGUCUACUACCGUGAUGAUAUUGGGAACAUCUCAUCAUCUCAUUUGCGAAUUAAUUCUCAAAAGUCGGAACUAGAAAUUGAACCUAGGUACCCAUUAUUUGGAGGGUGGAAGGCCACUUUCACUAUCGGCUAUGGGCUACCAUUGCAAGAUUUUCUGUUUGAAUCAUCUGAUGGCCGGCGUUAUCUUAACUUCAGUUUUGGAUGCCCUCUGAUUGAAACGGUGGUUGAUGACCUAACAGUUAAAGUUAUUCUUCCUGAGGGAUCAAGAAAUCCUACAGCUGCAGUUCCCUUUCCAGUGAAUCAACAUCUUGAGAUGACUUAUUCAUAUCUCGAUGUUGUUGGGAGGACAACAUUGGUGCUCCAGAAGAGAAAUGUUGUACCAGAGCAUAACUACCCAUUCCAGGUCUAUUAUGAUUUCAACCCAAUCUUCAUGCUUGCGGAGCCCUUGAUGUUGGUAUCUUCUGUUUUCUUAUUCUUUGUUGCGUAUAUCGCGUACGUUCAUAUCGAUCUAUCCAUCAGGAGGCCAUUGAAGACCAACUCAUAAAAUAAACUGUUACGAAUUGUUAGAUGUGAGGUUGUCAUUUAUAAUCCAAACGCUUCAAGGUAGAAGAAAAGAGUCCCAACAACUUUUACUAGUUCAGCGAGUGUUCUAGAAUUCAUUAUCACUUUAUCUAAACCCCUUUGUAGUACUUUUUUGGGUGCUCCGACAAUUUUGGAUUCUGCUGCUUUAUCGUAGCAAUAAUUUAAUUUCGUGUCUUUUUUAUUUUA